AUAUUCUCUUGUGUUGUUUUGUGCUAGGAUUAUAUCAAGAUGCCGAGACGUUGUGAAUUAGGAUGUGAACCUUCUGGUGCUCCACUCCAUGUUUUCCCGGAUCCGGCCAAAUAUCCUAAGCGGUUUAGGGCAUGGGUAACUAUUGUUGGUGGAAAAUUGGAAACACGUCAUGAUUAUGAAGAUUAUAGAAAGAGGAAACUUUGUGACAUUCAUUUUACAAAUAAAGACCGAAAUCGUAAUCAUCGGUUAAAUGCAUUAGCAGUUCCAUCUUUACAUUUACCUAGUAGGAUUCUUGCUAUUGCACAGCAAGAAACAAAUAUAAGCUCUGUUUCUGAAAGCUUAUCUACUGGGCCUUCAACUUCUUUCACAGAAUAUUCUUUCAUUUCAGUCAAUGCAACCUGUUAUGAGGCUGAAGCUGCCAUGCUGGAGCAUGAUUACUGUAUCACAUAUGAUAAACCAUCUGAAAAACGUACGAAAAAAGGUGUAAAAUCUUCAACAGAUAAUAAAAUUUGUAGUUUGCGAUCUGAAAUUUCAAGACUGCGAAAAAAAGGGACAAAUCUUAAAGCAAGAUUAAAUAAUGCUGUGAAGCUGUCCAAAAAUCCUUUGUUCUACAAAUUUACCAAGGACAUGACAAGGCCUGCCAAACUUUUUACACAGAUGCAAGUGUAUCAAACGUCCAAAAAACCAAAAGGUAGACGUUAUACUACUGAUGAAAAAAUACUGUGCUUAUCAAUGUACAAAAAAAGUCCCAAAUGUUAUAAUGUUUUAUCCAAAUUCUUUACUUUGCCAUCAGCAAAAGCCAUGAAACGCUUGUUGGCAAAAAUAAAAAUUAAAUCUGGUAUCAAUACCAUAUUAUUUGAAAAAAUUAAGAAAACUGUUGCUGAUAAAGACAUCUCUGAUUGUUUAUGUUCAUUAAUUUUUGAUGAAAUGGCAAUAACACCACAAAUUCAUUAUAAUACACAAAAGGAUGUAUUGCAAGGUUUUGAUGAGGAAGGAAAAAAGUUUGCCAAUCAUGUCCUUGUAUUUAUGAUUAAAGGUAUAAAAGAAAACUUCAAACAGCCAGUAGCAUACUAUUUUACGAAUAGCUUAAACACUUAUGAACUAAAAAAAAUCAUUAAAAUAGUCAUUCGAAAUGUUCAGGAUACAGGACUUAUUAUUUUGAACACUGUGUGCGACCAAAGCACUGUUAAUGUAAGCGCAAUUACAAGCUUAAUAAAUGAUACAAAAAAAAUUUAUUUCAAAAAAGGUAAAGAGUGGCGCCAUGAUGUCAUACAAAUAAAUAAACAAAGCUUGAUACCUUUGUAUGACGUUCCCCACCUAAUAAAGGGAAUAAGAAAUAAUCUAAUAACUAAAAAUUUGAAAUACAAAAUUAAUAAUGAGGAAAAAAUAAUGAAAUGGGAGUAUUUGGAAAUGCUUUAUGCUGCUGAUAAAUCAUAUGGAGAACUGCGACUUCUGCAAAAAAUUACUGAGGAGCACGUGAAUCCAGAAAAAAUGAGCAAAAUGCGAGCGAAGAAAUAA
This is a messenger RNA of Melitaea cinxia (Glanville fritillary), 1518 nucleotides long. RefSeq lists its product as uncharacterized. The transcript is spliced from 6 exons. The record is from RefSeq and is a predicted model, not a curated record. Lineage: Eukaryota; Metazoa; Arthropoda; Insecta; Lepidoptera; Nymphalidae. Bases 40 to 1518 code for a protein of 492 amino acids.